Oncorhynchus gorbuscha (pink salmon) is the source of this 694-nucleotide messenger RNA. RefSeq lists its product as uncharacterized. The transcript has 4 exons. The record is from RefSeq and is a predicted model, not a curated record. Lineage: Eukaryota; Metazoa; Chordata; Actinopteri; Salmoniformes; Salmonidae. The annotation marks the transcript as partial.
GAAGGAGUGUGCCUUGAUCAAUGAGCUUUGCUGCAAACAUUACUGCGACCACCGCACCAAAAACAACAAGAACCGACUAGAUUUCCAGCCGAGAGAUAAAGUCUGCUGUACAAAGAACGGCUACGUAUCUGACAGGGACAAGGAAGUGUCUCCUGAAGCAGAGGACUUGGAGAACAGCUACGUAUCUGACAGGGACAGGACCAAGCAGAGACUUCCUGGUCUGGACGGAGAGGAGAGACUGAGAGGGAACGGGGCCACACAGAGAGACGGAAGUUGUGACAAAAUGAAAAGCAAAGAGAAGAAUAAAGAGCGUCUGUGUAACGGAGAGAUAUUCUUUAUUAAACAUGACGUGACCGAGGAGGAGGCGGCUCACAGCGGAGCAGGAAGCGGAGACGUGGAAACACGUGUACACGGCUGUGACACGGGGACAGAAGCUGUAUAUGUCAUAGCCAAGCAGGAGGGCAUGGCCUCGGCCAUCAAGAGACGCAUCAUCCCACGUAACACCCGGCUGGGAACCCUGGUCAAAGAGCUGCUGGUCCAGCCUGGGGCUGAGGGGCAGGACCAACCAGACCAGAACCAACCCCAGCCGGGCACACCUCGCAGGGCAGCCCCAGGCUUCGGGCCUACACAGACCACUCCUCUGGCCUCACAGACACCUAGCUGGUCUCUAAGGACCCCUACAAAACCCCUAUAG